AUGGCUGAUCAACCGCCAGGCGCGGGCUUCAACCCUCAUGUUUGGGGCCAGUUGAAUGAUGCUGCAAGCCAAACUAAUCAGCGUCCGCGUGGUGGUCGUGGCCGUGGCCCUUCUCUGGGAUCCAGACAAGGACCUGGUUAUGGCACGCAACCCCCUUCCAUGAACCCGUAUGCUGCACCUAUGUCUCCGCCUUUCCAGUCACCCCCACCUUCUAUGGACUCCUUCCCACCUCUUGGUUCCCAAGCUCAGCCUGCCGCCACCGCAAAGCCAAUGUCACCGGUAUCUCCUCAGGCUUUCAAUCAGCCUCCCUCUCGUGGCAGCACCUACCACCGCGCACCCCCCAGAGACUUCUACCACAGAGGGCCUUCAAGUCCGCACGGUUAUGGGCACCACGGUCGUGGUCCACACUUUAACCAUAACUCUCGUUCUGCGCACCAGCAAUCGUAUGACAACUUUCGGCGACCUCCAGCCCCUGGAGGAAACCUCUACUCACCAACAGCACCACCUGCCAGCUUCUUAGGUCCAUUUCCAAGCUACGAUGACAAGGAACGAGCAUUUCGCGAGCAGGUUAUGGCGCAGUCUGACUACCUGAACAAGGCUCAAGUUGCAACUCGCCAAAAAUAUCAGCUCAAGCAAGAUGAGCAGAUCCUGAAGGAGGAUUUUCGUCGCCACCUAGAGUCUAUUUUCCAGCAAUCACUCGCCGAGAAAUAUCCAUCCAUUGCCGUCGGUGAAAUCCGCCUGAGAUGCUAUGGCAGCUUGAAUAAUGGCUUCGGCUUGGCGCAGUGCGAUAUGGACCUUUUGCUAGCACUCCCAGAGGAGAUCGACCUCAUCAACAAGGAUGCGCCAGAUGCACCAAACGACAAUGCCAAUCCUUCGGUCGACUCGUCGCAGCAACAGGGCGCCGCAAGUGCCGCACUAGAAGCUGUCAUUGAUCCCGAAACGGAUGACGACAAGUUCGAAGUCGCACUUCGGCUCGAAGGCGCCCUGCUCGAUCUUGGCAUUGGUGCCAGGUUGCUCACCAAGACCCGGGUCCCGAUCUUGCGCGUUUGCGAGCGACCUAACGAAGAACUGCUCGAAAACCUACGCGCCUACCGCAAAGAGACGUUGGAAGCUGCCGAGGCAUUGAAAGAAAAGACUGUCAACCAACAUGCAGACACGCCACCUGACCUCAGUAUGUCAGACAUCGCCUCUGCGUUGCAAGAGCUCUCCUCUGAAGAAGCAGCAGCACAAGUGAUCUUGCCAGCAUCCCCAUCAAAGAACAAGCAACCCAGCUUGGAGUUUACUGGCGACUGCGGGAUCCAAUGUGACAUCAACUUUACCAACUUUGUGGCCAUCCACAACACACGUUUGUUGCGUGAGUACUGCCUCUACGACUCACGCGUUGCCCAGAUCGGCACUUUCGUAAAAGCUUGGGCUAAAAUUCGAGAUAUCAAUACCCCUUACUGGGGCACGCUGUCGUCCUACGGUUACAUCCUCAUGGUCUUACAUUACCUCAUGAACGUUGCUCAGCCCCCUGUCAUUCCCAAUCUGCAGGACCUGGCUAUCACCCAAGAUUCAUGGAACCCCGAGCCUGUGCCAAAGUUCGAAGGAAAGUUCGAUAUUCGGUUCUGGCAAGAUCAGGCCACUAUUGAAGCAUAUAAAGCUCAGCAACCCCGCAAUCGAGAAUCAACGGGUCACCUCCUUCGAGGCUUCUUCUGGUACUAUUCAGCACGUGAAGGCUUCAACUUCAAGAACGAUGUCAUAUCUAUUCGUUCACGAGGCGGCAUUCUGAAGAAAUAUCACAAAGGUUGGACCGAGGCGAAGUGGGCGGAUCAGAAAAAGAAUGUUCGACAACGUUAUCUCCUUGCGAUUGAGGACCCGUUCGAGGUAGAUCACAAUGUUGCUCGCGUUGUGGGUCACAACGGUAUCGUAGCGAUUCGAGACGAGUUCCGUCGAGCUUGGAGUAUCAUCUCUAGCGUCGGCGGUCCCAACGCGUCAACGGAAGACCUAUUGGAUGUCGUUGAGGAGCGUGGCGAUCUGCUGCGUAAAGACCAAGAGCAUCACCGGGAGAAGAUCCGGAGAAUGAAGCAAGAUCUCGAGGCCAAGGAAAAGGAGGCGCUGAAGGGAGUCUCCAUGCAGAACGACCAGCAUGAGGGUGAGAAUCAGGAACAGAUCCAACAACAGCCUCCUGGCCAGAGUGAGAAGAUAGAAACCGGUACGUUAGAUCAAACACCAUGGUCGCAUCCAUCACCACCCUCGAAGCCCUCACAUCGUCGCCGAAGCCCGAAUCCCCAGCUGACUCAAGAUGAUGGAGGUACUCAGGUCAAACCUCGUCAUCUCAAGCGUGGUAGAACACGGAAAGUCAAGGCAGAAAGUGAUAACGAGGAUCAUGAUGAGGACAGAAGUGAAUCGGUGGCUCGGAUCGAAGCGAAAACAUGGCAAAGGUCGGGCGAUGUUGGCGAGCUGAAGGCAGAGGGCUCUGACAGUGAUAGUGGGCCAAUCUGCUCUCCUUCUGAGACUUGCUUGCGUCAAGGCUUCGACUCCAAUGGAAAUCCUAUCGCUUGGGACAUAUCAACGCAAGAUGGGCGCUGGUUACAGUGGCGUGAUAACAAGAUCCGUCAAGGGAGGUGGAGAGGCGUCGUGAACAAUCCGAGCCUUGCAGCCCAUGACAAAAGAUAUCCUUUCGAUCCCAGAAGACCAGCUCCGGAAGACUGUGAUGAGUAUCGACUUGCAAAUGAGCUCUUCUGGGUUAAUCGAGCUCCUUACCCCUUGAACAGGAAUCCCGACAUUACCUCUACAGAGACAGCAAUCGUGGCCGCCAUUCCGAAGCCUGGUGUCAUUAUCAGAACCCGCCAGAAGGGUCGCAGGAGAGUCGUGAAGCGCAAGUCGUCCUCUCCUACGGCCACGGGUCAUGAGCAAUCGUCUGGUCAAGCUCCUGCUGUUGCAAGCGAAAUCCCGGAGCAGCACGAUGUCAAGACCGACGCACCCGCUGCCAUCAACGAGAGUGAUGAUUGGGCGAAGCGGGCUGAAGCAUGGCAUCAGGACACUGAUAGAGAUACGGCAUCGUCUCAGGGUCCUGUCAAGCCCGAUGAGGCAGCGACCGAGGCGUGGGCAGAGAUUGCCCAGCCUGCACAGCCGCAUCCUGAGGCAUGGGACUCUGUUGGCUUCGAGGAGAGUCACACCGAAACGGAUCCGCGUGACUCAAAGGGCGAUGGCUGGGGUACUCCUCCCUCAUGGAAAUCAACAACGAUGGAUGUCGAAACGGCUUCAAUUUGCACAAAUCCCUAUCCUAACGAAGGGCCCUACUGUCCGAACGAUAAUACCCAUACGUCCAAAGAGUUUCGUAGCACCUUUAAGGGCUCGACACCGCCACAGCGACACUGGAGAGGUACCCGGCACACAUCAGUUGACUCUGACAUGAUAACGCGCGCACAACGCGCACGAGCACUGUCUGGACCACACCUCUCGAAUACUUUGCUCACUGGUGAUGCAAGGCUGGACCCACAAGACUGGUGGCAACCAGUUGGCCUGCCGAUUGCUUGGGACAUCUCUACGGCAGGUGGAACGUGGCUGAGGAAGCGAGAUACGUACAUUCGAUUGGGAACAUUCCAGUACCCAAGAGGUCCCCAUCUGCAGGCUUUGCAUAAGCUGUUCCCUUACGAUUCACGAAUGCCGCGAUGGAAGCUAGCAACACACAAUGCUCAGCUGCAAGCCUUUUACCGCUACUCUUUGUGGCCACAAGGUCUCCGGCCUCCCAUAUCUUCGGCCAGUCGUGGACAGAGAGGCGGUUCAUCUGCACCUGAGAUGAAUAUCAUACAACCGAAAGUUUCCACGCAAACUACGAUCGUAACGGACAGUGAAGAAUGGCCCCAAUAUUCACUGCUUCAGCGUCCACCGCCUCAUUCCAAAGCUGCAGAUUUUGUCUCCAUGUUCAGCCCUGAGGACCUCGCACACAAACCUCGAGAGGCUGAUUCAGUAGUCUCUGACGAAGCCGAGGAAAUGCCAGACUCGGCUUUCAUUCGAAGUCGUCGACUUGCGUACUUUGCCGACAAAGAGCAACGCGAAAAUGGUGACGAUGAGGCCGAAGACGAGGAGACGAUCAGAAACAUCAUGAUGUUCAUGCAACAGGCGGGAAUAGGUUCUGGGAAUGGAAUCAGCGAUGGAUCAAUGCAUCGGCGGAUUGAUCCUACAUCCAUGGCGAAUUACAAGCCCUAUUCUGAACAGCCAGGGUCGGGCGUGGGUUCAAUGACUACGGCAGAACAGAAUUCCUUCUCGACGUCAUUUGAUCCCGCUUGCGAGGCUGAAGGCAUGCCCAAGUAUCCGUCAGUGAACGCGGAAGAGACGUCGAAAGUCCCACUGACGCUCUAUCCCGAUAUUUCCGCCAACGACAGACCCAGAGAUGAGGAUCCAAGAAUCAUGCCAAUACCACGCGAUCAAGGAUUUAAAUUUGAUGUCAGACAGCUGCGAGAUCUUGCCGUCAUCAAGGAAGGAGGUAAUGGAUGCGCUGUUCAAGGCUGCGAAUUCGAGAUUGAGGGAGAACAUGAGUGGACCGGGAGCGGAGCAGUAGACUGGGUGCAAAGCGAUUUCGCAUACGAAGAGUCGAAGGUUUCGAUGGAGAAGCCUUAUGAAUAUGGAAGAGGUGAUGAGGAAGGUUAUCUGGAUGAGCUGCCCGGCAUGGGCAUCUAA
This is a messenger RNA of Cyphellophora europaea CBS 101466, 4665 nucleotides long. RefSeq lists its product as uncharacterized. NCBI's taxonomy places the organism in Eukaryota, Fungi, Ascomycota, Eurotiomycetes, Chaetothyriales, Cyphellophoraceae. Gene Ontology annotation, biological process: RNA 3'-end processing. Gene Ontology annotation, molecular function: RNA uridylyltransferase activity. The record is from RefSeq and is a predicted model, not a curated record. The transcript has a single exon. Bases 1 to 4665 code for a protein of 1554 amino acids.